Molecule: messenger RNA, 5244 nt
Organism: Notolabrus celidotus (New Zealand spotty)
Lineage: Eukaryota; Metazoa; Chordata; Actinopteri; Labriformes; Labridae
Product: nuclear receptor-binding protein-like
Biological process (GO): intracellular signal transduction; endoplasmic reticulum to Golgi vesicle-mediated transport; protein phosphorylation
Cellular component (GO): cytoplasm; endomembrane system
Molecular function (GO): ATP binding; protein kinase activity
Source: RefSeq, a predicted model, not a curated record
CUCCUGAAGCACAGCCCCGCCCCUCCCACUUCUGCUCAGAGAAAGGGACUGGAAGCCCAACAUAUUUACUGACGAACAACAACUUUCAGUAUGAAGCGUUUCUUUGAGUUGCUUUUCACCAACAUGUAACUAGAAACGUCUUUGACGUGGUGGUUUGUUCUUCCACGCUCUCCCCUGUUGAAAGCCGGGCCAGAAGAAAAAAAUGGAUUUGUGACCAGCACGAAGAGAGGAGAAGGCAAGAAAGAGGUUUUCCCUCAAUUAUUGCAGCCAAGCAAGGACCAGGAGCUUGGACAAGGAGAGAAAGUAGAAGACUAAGUGUGUCACAAUGUCGGAAUCACCGGUGAAAGGAGCCCCGGGCACAGAGGCAACCAUACCAGAGGUCACAGCAGAACACAUACCCAGUCAUCCUCAACAGGUACAAGAUGUAGCAUCUGUGUCUACUACGCCUGUGGCCUCCACACAGUCUCCUGUCACCAUGGCAACUGAGGAUGAGGAUGAGAGUGAAGAUGAGUCAGAGAUUCUGGAGGAGAGUCCCUGUGGCCGCUGGCAGAAACGAAGAGAGGAGGUGAAUCAGCGUAAUGUCCCAGGCAUAGAUGCUGCAUACUUGGCCAUGGACACUGAGGAAGGUGUGGAGGUAGUCUGGAAUGAAGUCAUGAUCUCAGAAAGGAAGAACUUCCAACUGCUGGAGGAGAAAGUGAAGGCCGUGUUUGAUAAUCUGAUCCAUUUGGAACACGCAAAUAUUGUCAAGUUUCACAAGUACUGGGCUGACACAAAGGAGAACCGGGCCAGGGUGAUUUUCAUUACUGAGUACAUGUCAUCAGGAAGUUUGAAGCAGUUUCUUAAGAAGACAAAGAAGAAUCACAAAACCAUGAAUGAAAAGGCCUGGAAGAGAUGGUGCACACAGAUCCUGUCUGCUCUCAGUUAUCUCCAUUCAUGUGACCCUCCCAUCAUCCACGGCAACCUGACCUGUGACACCAUUUUCAUCCAACACAAUGGGCUCAUCAAGAUCGGAUCAGUUGCUCCAGACACCAUCAACAGUCAUGUGAAGACAUGUCAUGAGGAGCAAAAGAAUUUGCACUUUUAUGCACCAGAAUAUGGAGCUGAUGAUGAUGUCACCACAGCUGUAGACAUCUACUCAUUUGGCAUGUGUGCCUUAGAGAUGGCACUCUUGGAGAUUCAGGGGAAUGGAGAGUCCUCCUACAUGUCUCAGGAGGCCAUCAGUAAUGCCAUCCAGUUAUUGGAGGACCCACUGCAGAGGGAGUUAAUCCAAAAGUGCCUCGAGUGUGAUCCCAGUACAAGGCCGACAGCCAGAGAGAUGCUGUUUAAUCAGGCUCUGUUUGAAGUGCCACUGCUAAAACUGCUGGCUGCUCAUUGUAUUGUCAGCCAUCAACACAUGAUUCCUGAGAAUGCCCUGGAGGAGAUAACAAAGAAUCUGGAUCCAAACCUGGUCAUUGCUGAGACCAAAGAGGAUGUUCAGCUCAAGCUUUCGCAGUUCCCUGCCUUAGAGCUUGAUAAAUUCCUGGAAGAUGUGAGAAAUGGUAUUUAUCCCAUGACGGCAUUUGGGCUGCCCUGUCCGCAGCAGCCUCAACCAGAGACUGUUAAAUCUCCUGUUGUCGUCCCUUUGGUUGAAUCUCCCACACCUGAACCUGCUGAGCUUGAAACAAGGCGGGUCGUUCAUAUGCAGUGUAGUGUUGAAUCUGUGGAGGAGGGAGCAAAGUUUCAUCUAACGUUACUGCUGAAACUGGAGGACAAGCUGAACAGACAUCUAAGCUGUGACAUGUUACCUCAUGAGACUGUUCAAGAGUUGGCUGGAGAGCUGGUGGAGCACGGAUUAAUCAGUGAGGUGGACCAAAACAAAGUAGCUUCUCUACUGGAAGAAUCAUUCAGCAAGCUCUUCAAUAACAACAGCUCCCUCGGCCAUGUUACUGUCUCCUCAUAAGUACACUCUUUCGACCCUGUUACAUGUUAGUUACUGUAGUAACUGUAUUCAUUGUUUUUAUUUUUAUUUUUUUCUUCUAAGCCUUAGGAGGUAAUGUGACUUAAAGGGUGUUUGUUUUUUCUCUGCAUCAGCAAUUAGAGCUUUCUUAAAGUGCACAAACCAUACAUUUAUAAUGUAUCGUAUUCUUCUCAGUGAGUAGGCACGACUUAAGUGGGCUGUUAAGUAGAACUGACCUUGUUGAUGCUGCAAAAGACACUUGACCACAGCGGUACCGACAGGAUUGCUUGCAGCUUUGUCAAAACCUACUCUUUCUUAAGGGCACAAUUGUAUUUUAGUGUGGUGUUAUUAUGGUCUUUUUGUGUCUUAAAACAUUCAUCAGUUGUUCAUUUCACUUACAUGUGGUUACACCAUGGUUUGAUCCUAGGUUUUAAUUGCGGGGGUCUACACCUACUUAUCACCAGCAAAUCUACAGAUUCUCUGAAGAUGAAGGGAUCAAUUUCUGACCAAAGAAAUUUUUCCAAAAAAGAAAAAAAACAAAGCCAUUCUUUUGGAUCCUAACAUUGUGUGCUUCUCCCAAUCAUAUGGCUUUAUUUUAUAUUUUAUUUUGCCUCAAAUGUUAGAUCAUUCCCAGCUCUGUCAUUUUUGUGAUGACUCACCAAUUCAUGAACUGGAUGGUUACUUUCUGAAUUGACUUUAAAUAAUAUAAUAUAAUAGACAAAUACCAUGUGUAAUAAUUUUAAGAAGCUUUCACAGAAUGUAUGUUCACUAGUGCCUUUCAGAUUUUCAGGGGGCAUCACGCCAGUUGUUUCUGAAAGAAAGGUAUCUGGUUACUUUGAGGUACUGUGAAAUCAGUGUUACUGAAAAUCCGUUAGUGUGCGUUUGUUUUUAUAUUUUACUCCUCUCUUUGCCUUUGAUGGGCCUAUACGCACAUGCUACAAAGUCCUCUUCCACAGUUUGUUUUAUUUUUGUAGUCAUUGUCUUACUAUUUGCUGCUUGUUGGGUUCACACAUGCUUUGACCUUUUGUCAUGUGAGACUUGUGUACUGAACUCGGCUGCCAUAUACUGUAAAGAGAGGACCUAUCCUGGUAAAUGUUUUAUCUAUGUUACAGAUAUUGUAUGUUAUGCGUUAUUACUUGACUUAUGUCCUUUUUGUUAACCAUCAUUUCAGACAGAGACCAACUUUUUGAGAGUCUGAGCCAAUGUACAAAUUAUCUUGUUUCUUUUUCUGUUGCUUUCAUUUAAUCAAUAUUUGAUAAAACUGGAAUCUGGUGGGUUGAUAUUCUCAUUCCCAGAGUGCAGAGUCUUCUGUACCUGAAUACAGAAUUUCAAGUCAUACAAGUCUUGUUUAGACUUGUAUUCAGAUCAAGGAGUUGCCUGUGGCUUUUUUUGUGACAUCUUGGCUCUGAACUCUUUGUUUCUUUAUACUGGUACUUCUGUGUAUAGAAGCUCAUCAAAUUCAUGGCCUUAAACAAGCAGUAAGAAUGAAACAAAAUGUCACACACUGUAUGUACAGAGAAAAAAAAACAUGAGGCACAACUGGAUGCAAUACACUUUCUAAAAUGUUAUUGUUUUUACAGUGAACUUGGGAAAUGUCUUAUUAAUACAGUCCCUCAAAGUCAGAGCUUCCCUCUGGUUGUUAAAUUACUAUGGUCACUCCAGCUUUAUACAACCCCAGUUCAGAAAUAGUUUGGGCGCUGUUUAAAAUGUUGAUAAUAAAUAGGUUUUGAUGGCUGGCAAAUCAUUUGAACCCUUUAUUUAAUAGAAACUAGUACAAAGACAUUUCAGUGUUUUAUGAAAAUAUGUGCACAUUUUUGAUGCCAACAGGUUGCUACCAGUUAGUAACAUUACUGCGUAUAAAAAGGGCAUUCUAGAGAUGCUGAGUCCCACAGAAGUAAAGUUCGGAUGAGGUUUCCCCUUUUGUGACCCACUGCCAUAGAAAAUAGUUCAGCAAUUUCAUAAUUAUUUCAAACUUGGGGAAAAAAAUGGGGGAUUGUAUCAUCUACUAUACAUUCAAGGAUUAAGAUAAUCUGGAGAAAUCUCUUUACAAAAGGGCAUGGCUGAAAACUAAUAUUGGAUGGCUGUGAUGUUCAGACCCUCAGGCAGUGCUGCAUUGAAAACAGACAUGGCUCUGCAGUGGAUAUCUGCAUGGGCUCAAAAUCACUUCUAAGAGCCAUUCUCUAUGAAAACAUCAACUUGCUGAGCCCUCAAAUUCAAGUUAAAACUGUACCAUGCAAAUGGGAAAUCGUAUAUAAUCAUGAUCCAGAAACACUGUGGACUUCUCUGGGCCUGAGCCUUCUAAAGAUGGAAACUGUCCUGUAAUCCGAAAAAUCAAAAUUUGGUGCUCUUUUUGGAAAUCAUACGCUCAGCUCUAAAAAAGAGAGACCAUUCUGCUUGUUAUCAGCGCACAGUUCAAAAGUCAGCACCAUGAAGAUGCGUACAUACCCAUUGCAUAAGUUCAUACAUCUGAGAAGGCACCAUUAAUACUGAACAAUACAGGAUUUGAAGCAAGAAAUGCUGCCAUCCAUACAAUGCCUUUUCCAGGGAAGAUCUCUCAUAUUUCAGUAAGACAAUGCCAAACCACAUUCUGUGCGUAUUACAGCAGUAUGGCUCUUUAGUAGAAGAGUGCAGGUGCUAUACUGGCCUCCCUGCAGUCCCAACUUGUCACCUAUAUUGUAAACAUUUGGCAUAUCAUGAAACCAUAAAUACAAUCUGUUGAAAGCCUUCAUCAGGCAAAUAUGGGACAACUGUUUUGAAACGUCCUACUGUCAUCCAAAAUUGAGCAUAUAAUUUUCAUAAAACAAAAUGUUAAGGUUUCAACAUUUGAUAUGUUGUUUUUGCACUGUUUUCAAUUAAAUAGGGUUUAAAUGAUUCACAAACCAUCACAUUCGUUUUUUUACAUUUAGCACUGCAGAACAACUAUUUUGAAAUUGGUAUCGUACACAAAGGCCACUAUUCUACUUAAGUCUGCUCUUUUUCUUAAAUAUAGUAUUCAUUUAUGUUGUAUUGUUUAUGUUAUUGGCCUCUCUUUGAAUGUCUAUUUGUGAAAUACCAAGGUUGUAUAUUCCAUCACUGGAGCUUUAUUCUCUAUCUCUCUGGCACCAGGUAUUUAUGGUGGUUAAACUGGUUAUUAAAUAAUCCUAAUGGGUGGGCAGCUUUAGCAUGGCAUUCAAGGAUGUGAGCUUGGUUGAAUAUUGUCAUAUUUUGUACAUGUUGCAAAUGUCAGUAAUCGUGUCUUUAUUCAAACUGGUGUCUUGACACAGCCUGCAAAGUGCGACAAUUCUUUCAAAUAAAUGUGUGAAAUGCUU